CGUCCCUUUCACACUAUUGAUUUGUCGAUUUGCAUAUUGUAUGUGCACACUUUAAACAAAGCAGCGAAGCGUAUCAAAUGCGGUUCAACAGAUUAUCAAAUGCGGGAACGACUGAGAUAUACGUGGGAUGUUAUUAAUAACUUAAGAAUUGUAAAGCUGGGUAAAGGCUGAUACCCGGAUUGAGUAAUAUGAGUGCAUAGGUAUUGAAACGAAAGGUCGCAAUAAAAGCAAGGCGAUUUUAAUAAGCAAGUCUAUGGUAUACACGUCGUUUAAGUGUUGACCAAACGUGACAUCUUAUCAAACUCCGAACACUUAUGUGUGUGUGUGUGUGUGUAAAUAUGCGCAAAUACUAAAAUCGGAAGUGUGGAAAGGGAGGUUAAAAUCUAGUACGUUCAUGACGACAAUGGUAAGGCUUUCGCGACUCUUAAGAAACCAAAAACGAUAUUUAGUCUAUUUUGUUGUUAUCGUAACGGCUGUAUUGCUUUUGAUCAUUCUCAACGGUGGACACGGACUAGGAAAUAACAAUUAUAAAACCGUAUUUCCGAAUGCUAACUUCCAAACUAAACGUGUUAAGAAAAUAUUGUUGUGGACUCCAUUUUUUGGAUCGUCUGUUAUUGAUUCAUAUAGAAAGUGUCUGCAGCAGUGCCCGGCGAAAUGUGAAGUUACAGAGGAUAAAUCUCUGAUUCGAGCAGUAGAUGCGGUCGAGUUCCAUUUGACUGAUAUCUGGACAAGGAAGUGGCGAAUAGGCACUACAGAGACAAUAACGUUUCCGGCCUAUCGAAGCCCCGACCAGGUUUGGAUUCUUCAAAACCUGGAGCCACCGCCUCAUUUGUUUGGAAAUAUUCGAAUUCUUAACGGCAAAUUUAAUUGGACAAAGUGGUAUCGCACAGAUGCGGAUAUCUUUGCUCCUUACGGUGUGCCAUAUAAGUUGGAUCCCCAAGAAAAACAGCUCACACAAAUUGUUCCUAAAAGAAAUCUUUACCGCGAAAAAUCAAAGGAGGCGACUAUCCGUGUUGGAAAUUGUUUUGAUCCUGGGAGAAGGUAUAAACUCAUUGAUGCAUUAGAAAAACAUUUAAGUGUUGAUAAAUAUGGCUCGUGUUAUAACAAUCCAUGUGGAUCUUCAAAAGAUCCGAGCGAUAUCGAGUGUUUAAAGAUUAUGAAAGAAUACAAAUUUUACCUUGCAUUUGAAAACGACAACUGCAGAGACUAUGUGACAGAGAAAUACUGGGGAUCACUAGAUCGCGACCAAGUCCCGAUAGUGAACUGGAAGAGCAUGAAUAGAUCUCUUGUUAUACCAAAUUCUUACAUAAACCUGUAUGACUUUGAAAGUAUAGAAAAGGCCGGUAAAUACAUAAAGAAAGUUGCUUAUGACGAAGCCCUUUAUAAUAGUUACUUCGACUAUAGACAACAUUACGUCAAUCGAGUGACCACGUGCAAUGCGUGUAAGGUAUGCACGGCGCUUCAUGACGGCACGAGACUGGGGCAGGUAUACGAGGAUAUUGACGGCUGGGUACGCGACGAUAUGUGCGAGAAAGUAGAGAAGUUGAACAACUUUAUGAAGAAUGUACACGGCUGGUUGUUCUUCUUGUUUGGAUUAUGAAACAGUAUUUGAAAAUCAUAUAUUCACAACUUCACGACAGGACACGACGAAACUGCGAACAUAACUUCGAUCUAGCCAAGGGCAUCCCUGCGAUGAUAUAAGUCAGAGUUUAUGUAAGGUCUCCUCAGCGUCUACGCGACUGCCCUACGUGGGACCCUCCUGCAUCUCCUCAGCGUCUACGCGACUGCCCUACGUGGGACCCUCCUGCAUCUCCUCAGCGUCUACGCGACUGCCCUACGUGGGACCCUCCUGCAUCUCCUCAGCGUCUACGCGACUGCCCUACGUGGGACCCUCUGGCAUAUAAUCCAGUUAAUAGUUUCAUAGAUGUUAGGACAAGAUGAUCCGAUGCAAUCAACUGUUCGAGUACAUGAGUACCUCUUGGGCUUUUUCGGCUGGUUUGGAGGGCUAUUUUGUUGUGAAGAAUUCUUACGCCGUGAAUUAAUCAGUUUACAGACCUUUAAACACCGUUUGAACUAUAGAGUUACAGCUGUUUGUAUAGUGGUGGUAAUGUUGGAACAAAUGUGACACGUUUGCCUUGCAUUAAUUUCCAAAGACGAUAUUAACAAGGCAUCUUAAGUUAAAUUUAACAUGUAAUUAUGAAGUACAUCUACUCUCGUUUCGAUAAUUCCAUAAUUCCGUACAGAACAUAGUUCAAAUGCAAUUUUGUACACUUAAAAUUAACUAUUAUACAAAUAAUCUUCAAGUAAUGACUAGAGUAAACAAUUGUAAUGUAAUUAUUUAAUUUAGAAAUGAAAAGUAUUCCUUUAUUGUACAUGUUUGGGAAAUGACUCAAGACGCUUCGGAAAUAGGGUCACUGGCUGUCUCAUACUCUUCAGUCCUCGAGCCAGGUAAUUCUAAAUAUGACAAAUUAGUGAUUUUGAUUUUUUUUUUAAACUAACAAAUAUGUCUACAAUUUGUGUAGACCGUGAUCUAAUUCGUUUUACAUGUACAUCAACAUUCUUGUAACAUUAAAUUGUCAUACUCAAGAUAAGUAUUGAUGCAAAGCAUCAAAUGGCGUCGGGAAUUUCAGUGUAAAAGGCACUCAAUGAAGUUACAUAGAACGAUUUUUUUCUACUGUCUUUAUUAAUAUAUUGGCCGAUUAUUUUAAACAAAAUAGAAAAAGAUACUGGUGUAACCACUAUCUAUAAUUUUGUGUUAUAACCCCCAAAUAACCAUUAUUUAUGAUGUUGUGUUAUAACCCCCAAAUAACCAUUAUCUAUGAUUGUGGGUUGUAACCCCCAAAUAUUUCAUAGUUCAUUUUACUUACAUUGGUUUCCUUUUUAGCUCAUCUAUUUUUUGAAAAAAAAAUAUUAGCUAUUGUCAUCACCUUGGCGUCGGCGUCCGGUUAAGUUUUGCGUUUAGGUCCACUUUUCUCAGAAAGUAUCAAUGCUAUUGCAUUCAAACUUGGUACACUUACUUACUAUCAUGAGGGGACUGGGCAGGCAAAGUUAGAUAACUCUGGCGUGCAUUUUGACUGAAUUAUGUGCCCUUUUUAUACUUAGAAAAUUGAAAAUUUUGGUUAAGUUUUGCGUUUAGGUCCACUUUUUUCAGAAAGUAUCAAUGCUAUUGCAUUCAAAUUUGGUACAACUAUCAUGAGGGGACUGGGCAGGCAAAGUUAGAUAACUCUGGCGUGCAUUUUGACAGAAUUAUGUGCCCUUUUUAUACUUAGAAAAUUGAAAAUUUUGGUUAAGUUUUGUGUUCAGGUCCAUUUUAUUCCUUAAGUAUCAAAGCUAUUGCUUUCAUACUUGCAACACUUACUAACUAUCAUAAGGGGACUGUGCAGGCAAAGUAAUGUAACUCUGACUGGCAUUUUGACAGAAUUAUGUGCCCUUUUUAUACUUAGAAAAUUGAAAAUUUGGUUAAGUUUUGUGUUUAGGUCCACUUUAUUCCUACAGUAUCAAAGCUGUUGCUUUCAAACUUGCAUCACUUAUUAACUAUCAUAAGGGGACUGUGCAGACAAAGUUAUGUAACUCUGACUGGCAUUUGGACGGAAUUAUGGGCCCUUUAUACUUAGAAAAUUGAAAAUUUGGUUAAGUUUUGUGUUUUGGUCCACUUUACCCCAUAAGUAUCAUAGAUAUUGCUUUCAUACUUGGAACACUCGCAAACUAUCAUAAGGGUACAGUAAAAGAACAAGUUGCAUAACUCUGGUUGUCAUUUUUACAGAAUUAUGGCCCUUUUUUGACUUAGUAACUUUGAAUAUAUGGUUAAAUUUUGUGUUUUGAUCCACUUUACUUCUUAAGUAUCAAGGCUAUUGCUUUCAAACUUCAAAUACUUUCAUGCUAUCAUGAGGUUACUGUACCUGGCAAGUUGAAUUUUACCUUGACCUUUGAAUGACCUUGACUCUCAAGGUCAAAUUAUUAAAUUUUGCUAAAAUUGCCAUAACUUCUUUAUUUAUGAUUAGAU
Molecule: messenger RNA, 4003 nt
Organism: Dreissena polymorpha
Lineage: Eukaryota; Metazoa; Mollusca; Bivalvia; Myida; Dreissenidae
Product: alpha-(1,3)-fucosyltransferase fut-5-like
Exons: 2
Coding region: 395-1600 (401 amino acids)
Cellular component (GO): membrane
Molecular function (GO): alpha-(1->3)-fucosyltransferase activity
Source: RefSeq, a predicted model, not a curated record